AUGGGGAGGGAUAAAUCGCCAGGACCUGAUGGCAUGAACCCGGGCUUCUACCAGGCGUUUUGGGAUCUUGUGGGUAAGGAUGUUACUGAUUUUGUGCUUAAUUGUUUAUCUCAAUCUUCCUUCCCUUUAGAAUUGAAUGAUGCAAAUAUUGUUUUGAUCCCAAAGAAGGCAGCCCCUGAAUUGGUUGCGGAUCUCAGGCCUAUUGCUUUAUGUAAUGUGGUAUAUAAGGUAAUGGCCAAGAUGAUUGCGAAUCGUAUGAAACCACUGCUUGAUAAUAUUAUUUCGGAGUCACAGAGCGCCUUUCUGCCAGGCAGGCUUAUCUCAGACAAUAUUCUUAUUGCGUCUGAGGUUGGGCACUAUUUACGAAGAAAACAGUUAGGGCGGGUUGGGUGGGCAGCUCUCAAAUUGGAUAUGGCUAAGGCCUAUGACAGGAUGGAGUGGUCUUUUGUGGAACGUAUGUUGUUGGGACUGGGUUUUGAUGAGAAAUGGGUUGGACUAAUUAUGCUCUGUAUAUGGACAGUCAGGUACAAGGUGCUGGUGAAUGGGAAGCCGAGUCAGGAAAUAAUCCCGUCUAGGGGUUUGAGGCAGGGGGAUCCACUCUCUCCGUAUCUUUUUAUUAUAUGUGCAGAAGGCUUGUCUCUGUUGUUGCAGGAUGCUCAGGCAAAAGGACGAAUACAUGGUUGUAGGGUGGCUCGUGGGGCUCCACCAAUUUCGCAUCUCUUCUUUGCGGAUGAUAGCAUGCUCUUCUUUAAGGCAAACAUGCAGGAAACUUUGGAGGUGAAGCGUUGUUUAGAGGUUUAUGAACAAUUUUCAGGCCAAUCUGUUAAUUUUCAUAAAUCCAAUAUUUCUUUUAGCCGCAAUACCAGCUUGGGGGACAGGAAUGCCAUUGCUAUGGGGUUAGGUGUUGAGAAAGCUGAGGAUUUUGGGAAGUAUCUGGGUCUACCUUCAGUUAUUGGUAGAAACAGGAGAGUAAUUUUUUCAUAUAUUGAGCAAAAACUGAAGCAAAGGUUUGGUUCCUGGAAUAAGAGGCUGCUAUCGAUGGCAAGUAAAGAGGUGUUAUUGAAAAGUGUUGCACAGGCGAUGCCCACUUACACAAUGAGUAUCUACCUGUUGCCUACGACUUUAUGUGACUCACUGGAAAGAUUGAUGAAUAAAUACUGGUGGGGGAAAAGCAAUGUGGUAGAUGGCAUUCACUGGAUGGCCUGGGACAAGAUGUGUGUUCCUAAAAAGCAUGGUGGCAUGGGUUUUAAGAGACUGCAUGAUUUUAAUUUAGCCCUUUUGGGGAAGCAAGGAUUGAGAAUGUUGACAUGCCCAGGAUCCCUAGUGGCCAGGAUAUUUAAAGCAAGGUAUUUCCCUAAUACUACUUUUUUUGAGGCCACACUUGGGGGUAAUCCAAGUUAUGUUUGGAGGAGUAUAAUGGCCAGCCAAGAUCUUGUUCGAAGUGGUUGCAGGCGAAGGAUUGGUAAUGGAAGAAUGACUAAAGUUUGGGAUCACCCCUGGUUGCCCGACCCCCAUGAUCCGUUUGUCCACUCAGACCAGAUCGCUCAACAUUCUGAUUUAAUGGUGACAGAUUUGAUAAAUUCUGACCAAGGAAUUUGGAAUCAAGAUUUAAUAUCACAAAUAUUUAUUCCUAGAGAUGCUGAAUUAAUUCUACGAACUCCGGUGUGUGUGGAGUUUAAUGAUGAUUGGUUCUGGAUGGGUGAUAUUAGAGGUGCAUAUUCAGUUAAAAACGGUUAUAGGCGGCUUGGGAAAAUUAAUACUCCAUGUGAUGCAGUUUGGAAUAAUAUUUGGAAAUUACAGGUUCCCCCUAAAUGGAGAAUUUUCCUAUGGAGAGCUAUCUCAAAUGCUUUGCCAACUAUUACUAACCUGGUUAGGAGAAGAGUAGAGAUCCCAAAUGUUUGCCCUGCUUGUGGGGUGUUUGAAGAGGAUUGGGUGGAGCUUUGGUUGGGAAACUCAGCAACAUCUGCAGGUUUUCUAAAAGAUCAGAUUUGUGGAAUACUCUACGAGAUAUGGAGAGCUCGAAACAAGGCAGUUUGGGAUCUCGUUUUGCCAUCUCCUAUUCAUCUCUGCGCUGCGUUUCAACGUACCUGGGCUGCUUGGACUGCUCACGGCAAGCCGGCCGAAAUGAUGUCACCACACCCCGCCAUGCAGCAACAUACGAACACCCCUGCUACCGCGCCGUUACCGCACGAUGCGGUCCUUUGCAGCACGGAUGCCGGUUUCUACGGAUCGCAACAUGCCCCAACGUUUGGUUUCUAUGUGCGUAACCCGGGAGGAGCUUUUGUAGCAGCAGUAAAUGGCCCCCUCUCUUACCCGUAUGAUCCCCUAUUAGCCGAGGCUAUGGCGAUACGUGAGGCUCUAUCAUGGCUACAAGAUCACAAUUUUCAGAACAUUGUUAUUUUGACGGACUGUGCGUUUGUACGUAGAGGCACCAACUUGGUUGCUCAUGCUUUAGCAAAACAUGUAGGAGCGGUUCAUACACGUUCUGUCUGGACGGAAUCCCUCCCUCCUUAUAUUCCUUCUAAGUUAAGUUAA
Ipomoea nil (Japanese morning glory) is the source of this 2535-nucleotide messenger RNA. RefSeq lists its product as uncharacterized. NCBI's taxonomy places the organism in Eukaryota, Viridiplantae, Streptophyta, Magnoliopsida, Solanales, Convolvulaceae. The transcript is spliced from 3 exons. The record is from RefSeq and is a predicted model, not a curated record. Gene Ontology annotation, molecular function: RNA-DNA hybrid ribonuclease activity; nucleic acid binding. The coding region runs from base 1 to 2535 and encodes 844 amino acids.